Molecule: messenger RNA, 582 nt
Organism: Spathaspora passalidarum NRRL Y-27907
Lineage: Eukaryota; Fungi; Ascomycota; Pichiomycetes; Serinales; Debaryomycetaceae
Exons: 1
Coding region: 1-582 (193 amino acids)
Source: RefSeq, a predicted model, not a curated record
AUGACCGACACAAUAGACGUUUCUGUCCAAGAGACAGAAGUCAAAAUAGACUUAAAAAAGGAUGAGAGAUUUCACAUGUAUCCUAAAGACAGAAUAUACGCCUUGGUAGUGACCAGUGCUAUAGUCGGGGCAGGGGUUGGCUUUUACGAUGGAAUAAAACUUGCAUCAUUACGAUAUUUAAUUGAAAACGGACACAGACUACCAACUACCGUUGGUGGUUGGUACUUUUACCACAAGAAGAAAAACUACGUUAUGUUGGUUUCGGGAGUUAAAAGUGGUGCAUAUCUGAGUUUGAAAUAUUCUGCCGUUAUUGGAUGUUUCUUUGGAUUGGAAUACCUUCUCGAUUGGUCAAGAAACAGCAUCGAUUUUAUAAAUACUACAUGUGCGGCAGCUGUACUAACUUCAACAUAUGUUGCUACUCACCAAUUAAGUGCAAGACAGCUGAAGAAGCUUAUAUUCAGAGGUACUGCCAUGGGUCUUGGUCUUGGAUUAAUGCAAGAUUUCUUAAUAUCACAAAGGCGAGGAAGAAUAUGGUAUUUGGAAAAACUAGGAUUCAACAGCCAACCUAAACUACAAGCAUAA